This is a messenger RNA of Populus nigra (black poplar), 1020 nucleotides long. Its product is annotated as translation machinery-associated protein 22-like. NCBI's taxonomy places the organism in Eukaryota, Viridiplantae, Streptophyta, Magnoliopsida, Malpighiales, Salicaceae. The transcript is spliced from 7 exons. Gene Ontology annotation, molecular function: mRNA binding; translation initiation factor activity. The record is from RefSeq and is a predicted model, not a curated record. Gene Ontology annotation, biological process: translation reinitiation; formation of translation preinitiation complex. Bases 125 to 727 code for a protein of 200 amino acids.
UUUAAGAAUUUAGAUGUGUCAUUAAGAAUCAGGUUCUCUUCCUCCCCUCUGGUCUGGGCAUCAAAUAAUAUUUCAUAGUACUUAAAUUAAUCCCGAUCACCCCUAUCAAAACUCCCAGAGUUCCAUGGCAGAGAAACCUGAUCCAGUGCAAGUGUUAUACUGCCCAACAUGCUCUCUCCCUGCAGAGUAUUGUGAAUUCGGGUCUGAUUUCGAGAAAUGCAAGCCUUGGCUCAUCAAAAACGCCCCUGAACUCUACCCUGAUCUCCUUAAAGAGGCUGACGAAAAGGAGGCUGGGAGGGUUUCGGAGCAACUGCACUCAGUUGGAAUUUCCUCAAUUGGUGCUGAUGGGUCAGCUUCUUCUGUUCACUCUGGAGAGACAUCAUCAUCUAAGCAAGAAGAAGUGAAAAGGCUUCCAGGUGGCAAAAUCAAGAAGAAAGUAAGACAAGAAGUUGUAAUUGAGAAGGUUGUUCGCAACAAGCGCAAAAGUAUCACCAUUAUUAAAGGAUUGGACCUAUUUGGUAUUAAAUUGAGUGAUGCUUCCAAAAAGCUUGGGAAGAAGUUUGCUACUGGAGCAUCUGUUGUUAAGGGUCCAACAGAGAAGGAACAGAUUGAUGUUCAAGGAGACAUAGCUUAUGAUAUCGUGGAAUUUAUCACAGAGACGUGGCCUGAUGUUCCUGAAACCGCCAUUUACUUCAUUGAAGAUGGGAAAAAGGUUCCAGCUGCUUGAUGUUUGCCCUUCCAAGUGAAACACAGAUUGAUUUUUGAUUUUGAAAUGGCCCACUUGUAAGCGCCAUUGACAGAAUGGAACUUCUGAUAUCCCUUUUGUUUGGAUGAGUUCUCACAAAAUCAAGUAUGUUUGGUAGGGGGGAAAAUGCAAUGGAAGCAUGCAUCAAUGGAGCUGGAGCAUCGUAUAUCUCCAAUAGAUCCAAGAAUUUGUAUUCGAUCUUUUUAUGUUUCUUUGUGUCGUGUUUGUUGAAUCUAACUUAUUAAAUUCAAAUGGAAUAGACAUGAUAUAGUGCA